This is a messenger RNA of Trichobilharzia regenti, 3742 nucleotides long. The record is from the annotation of a GenBank genome assembly. NCBI's taxonomy places the organism in Eukaryota, Metazoa, Platyhelminthes, Trematoda, Strigeidida, Schistosomatidae.
CCUGGAGUAAACUGGGAUACCUGUACAGGACCAAGAACCCAUGAAGAGCUACUACAAGCUAUAGACAUAGGAGGAUGGAAGCAGUGCGUGCGCCUCCCUACAAGGAACCAAAAUACUCUUGACUUAAUCCUCUGUCAUAACAUAGAGCCCAUCUCGAUAGAGGUGGGAAAUAAACUCGAUAACAGUGAUCACAACAUAUUGUACUGCACGCUCCCCCUCCGACUAACAACUAAAUACACACCUAAAAAUUCCCCGGUGCGCUAUCAAUAUAGGGAUUAUAAGAAUGCAGAUUGGGAAUUCCUACCAGAUCUGUUGAGAAGUUCUGACUGGGAAGAAUACUUCAUCAACAAUAACUUAGAAGCAUCACUUGAGAUUUUCUACAAAACAGUUGGCUCAGCAAGAGACACAAUCGCGCCCCUAAAAUCUGCCCUAAAGACACCAACUCCAUUUAUUGACCGGAAAACGCGACUAAAACUAAAGAAAUUGAAAAGGAAAUACCAUGUAUUUAAGGAAUUUAAUGCGUUAAACCAAAUACAUGAAACUCUUAAACUGCUUGAAGAGAAACACAAAAUGAAGUCACAACAUGAGGAAAAUAAAGCGCUAAUGGGUAACACCAAAACUCAGGAACUUUGUAGGAUAUUGCAAAAACGUCUAAAAAGCUGUAAAGACAAUAAUGUAAGCAUCUUGGAACAUAGGGGUGUAAUAUACAACGAUCCCCAGGUAAUAAGUGAACUCCUCAGUGAGUGGUUUUGCAAUGACACCAGAGUGCACUCGACCCCAAAUUUCCAAAUGACCUGCAAAAGUAACCACAAAUUAGGAGAAAUAGAUUUUAAUAUGCAAAAUAUAGACUCAGCGAUUAAGACAUUGAAGUCAAAUGGCAGUACUGGAACAGACGACAUACCAUCUGUCAUAUACAAAAAUGGUAGCACGGAAAUGGUAGUCUUGUUACUUAGAAUAUUUACUCUGUCACUGGAAACUGGAACUUAUCCUGAAGUGUGGAAAACCACAUACGUACUACCUAAGCACAAAGCAGGGGCCAAAACCAGUGCAUGCAACUAUAGACCUAUUAAUAUAACACCGGUAAUAUCACGAAUAAUGGAGAAAGUGGUUAAAGACCAAGUGUCAGACAACUUACUAGAACAUGAACUUAUCAACCCAUCACAACACGGAUUCCUCAAAAAGAGAUCAUGUGCGACCUGUCACAUAGACUUUUUCAAUGAAGUUACACGAAGCAGGGACAACAGAGAACUAGUAAUUGUGCUAUACUUCGAUAUAACAAAAGCCUUCGAUAGAGUCCCCCAUAAUCUGCUAGUCAGCAGGUUAUGCUCACUAGGGAUAUGUGACCCUCUCCUGAGCUGGAUAAAAUCAUUUCUGCGUGACAGGAAUCAGAUAACAAAAGUUGGCUCGAUAAUCUCAAGGCCAAAACCUGUAAGUAGUGGUGUAAUCCAGGGAAGUGUAUUAGGCCCACUCCUAUUCAUAAUAUAUAUAAACAGUAUCUGUGAAUGCUUUAGUGUUGGUAAACCAAUACUAUAUGCAGAUGACUUAAAAGUGACCUAUAAAUGCAAGAACACAGAUCUCGGAAUAACAUUAAACGCCAUACAGCAAGAAUUAGAAAAAAUGGACAGAUGGUGUGACACCUGGCAACUCCAGUUUAAUGUCGACAAAUGUGGCUGGCUCUGCAUAGGUUGCAACAAUUUAGAACUUGACCUGACAAUUCAAGGCCAUGCACUUUUACGACUGGAAUCUGUAUUGGACCUAGGACUGAAAUACUCACCUGACUUAUCAUUUUCUGAACAUAUCUCCAAACAAGUGUCAAAGUCACGCAGACUUAUCGGCUUUCUACUCAGGAACUUUUACAGAAAUGAGUCCAGAAUUCUGUUGUACAAGGUUUGUGUGCGUCCUUUAUUUGAUUACUGUUCAUUCAUGUAUAGUAGUAUACGCAUAGAGGACAAAUUGAAAGUCGAGGGAGUGCAGAGGUACUUCACGUCAAAAUUACUCGGAACCGAAAAUGGUGCGAACUACUCCACUAGAUGUGACAUCCUAGGAUUAGAAACACUAUGGCUAAGACGCCUGAGACUAAACUUAACACUUUACUAUAAGCUUCUAAACCACUUAGUUUUUACCUCUACUAAUGGCAUUCGACUUUCAGAUGACAGUGUCUACAAACUAAGACACACUAAGGGUACAGUAGCUAUUGAACAAUGUAAAACAGCUACCAGGCAAAAGUUUUAUUUGAUUAGGUAUGCACAGAUAUGGAAUAAACUACCAAUGGAAAUGCGUCAAGCAGGUACAUUGGCUUCCUUCAAAAAAGUGCUUAACGACAAACUACACGAGUUUGCAAACGACAGUAGUCUUAGUUCCUAUCUGAGAGCCUCCGAAAUUAUAGGUCCAUUUAAUGUAUAAGUUCAAAUACUACACCUGCUGUUUUUGCCUAUAUUUAUAAUUUUAGAUAAAACAUUAACGAUUAAGAUACUUACCCUCAAACAGACAAGAAGUUUCGUUUGUAAAACUUCUACCCAACACAAUAAGUGGAAUAAAAUGGACAUAAACUGACAACAUGAAAAAGGUUAUAACUCACCACAACAUCACAUGGACAGAUGUACGCUCGUCGGACAUCAUAUAUGCAUCACCAACUACAACCCAACAUUCCUGAGAUAAUGUGAUGAACUUAUAUCCAUAAUGUUGCUGAGCAGUCAAUAUCCACAACUCCUGUCGGAACAACUAAAAUUCAAAAACCUUCCUCACGAGAAGUAAAUAUCCACAAGCAGUAAAAAUCCAUUAAUUAAUGCGUCUAAAGCUUAUGUAUUUUACUCCCAACAAUGACAUUGCACAUCAAAUGAGAUAAACAUAUCACUGAUUUCAAAAUAACACAACAAUGAACUAUAAUUCAAGGAUUCUGCACACCACAAAGUAAUGCAUGAAAAUUGACUUCAAGCUUUAUUUUUUUCCCAGGCACUUAUAACCCAUCCACCAAAGACCUGGUUUUUUUGUUAAUGCGAAGACAAUACUUCUGUAUUUCCUGAUGUGUUGCACUCACUGAAAAUCUAGCGGAUUUUUCCAACUAUGCACAGAAAUGAUUGUACAUAAGUGAAAAGGAUGUUUUAUACUAUUCGGAUUAACAUUUAUCAAGUGUACGUAUUAUCUCCAGUGUACAUGUUAAACAUAUUUUGCUAUCGACUGUAAAUUGUGACUGAAUAAUAUGAUCCUAUUUCUGUAACAAUUUGAUGAUGCCUGUAAACUGGCGUCCCUCAUGUACUGUACCAUGAGAAUCAAUCCAUCUAUUUACUUAUUUCAAUGAAAUAAACAUUUCUCUGAUUUCAAAAUAACACAUCAAUGAACUAUAAAUCAAGGAUUCUGUACACAAGAAAAUUAUGUAUGAAAACUGACUUCAAGCUUUAUUUUUUUCCCAGGCACUUAUAACCCAUCCACCAAAGACCUGGUUUUUUUGUUAAUGCGAAGACAAUACUUCUGUAUUUCCUGAUGUUUUGCACUCACUGAAAAUCUAGCGGAUUUUUCCAACUAUGCACAGAAAUGAUUGUACAUAAGUGAAAAGGAUGUUUUAUACUAUUCGGAUUAACAUUUAUCAAGUGUACGUAUAAUCUCCAGUGUACAUGUUAAACAUAUUUUGCUAUCGACUGUAAAUUGUGACUGAAUAAUAUGAUCCUAUUUCUGUAACAAUUUGAUGAUGCCUGUAAACUGGCGUCCCUCAUGUACUGUAUCAUGAGAAUAAAUUUAUUUAUUU